This is a messenger RNA of Homarus americanus (American lobster), 2767 nucleotides long. RefSeq names its product probable glutamate receptor. The transcript has 11 exons. Gene Ontology annotation, cellular component: membrane. The record is from RefSeq and is a predicted model, not a curated record. Gene Ontology annotation, molecular function: glutamate-gated receptor activity. Lineage: Eukaryota; Metazoa; Arthropoda; Malacostraca; Decapoda; Nephropidae. The coding region runs from base 11 to 2191 and encodes 726 amino acids.
ACGAGGAGACAUGAGGGGCACGAGGAUGGUUCUGACGCUGAUAAUAUGUAUCAUAAUAUGUGUGGCGGGACUGACAAACUCACAGGAACACCUGACACAUGACACUACACUGGUGGAGUUCAACUCGGCCAACUUGUCGCAGGUAGAGAGGAUGACACCCGGUGUCAAGAACCAGCUGGUGUCACUUGCUGAGAAUAAGUGUCAUGAGCAGCCUCCAGCAUCGACAAGCAAACAUGCAGCUUCACAACAUUCAUGUACAUCACCCGCGAGCACUGACCUCGUGCACAAGCGGCCGUCAGCCAAGUUAGAGAGCGACACAUCUCCCGUAACUCUCAGAGACAAGAUUAAAAACAUCAACAAGGUUUUAUUCGAUCGUUAUGAGAAGGAAGAGACGUCAGCUGACAUGUUAGAUGCAGCAUCACUGAGCAGGAUGCUGGUGGCUGUAGUUGAGGAGGAGAUGGAGGAGUGUAAUGUGGUGGUGGCUUAUGAUGCUGCCUACAGUCAUCCAGCUGUACUGCACCGCCUGCUGCUGCUGCCUAAUGCACGACAGGUGGUGAAGGUGAACAAGACACAGGACCUGCUGGAGAUAGUGUGGGUGUCGUCAGGGUGUAGCGGCUACGUCUUCCUCCUGCAGCAGCUCGACCCGCUCCUCACCUUCGUCAACACUCACCCCAACUCCUGGGACUACCACGGCAGGUACCUGUUUGUGGUGCCCUCCAAGGACGACCUGGAGUUUCUGGCGUUAUCUGAGAAAGGCAAGAAGACUGAGCACAUCGUUGGAGCAACAGAGUCUGGUGCCGAGGGAGAGUGGGGGGUGUACAUGAACCAGCUGUACUGGAGUCAAGGAGUAAAGCGCGUCACCACCUGGCGGGGACACAGGUUCAGCUCCCAGGUGGAUCUCUUCCCUGAUAAAUUACGGGAUCUACAGGGAGCCGUGCUCAAGGCUGUAGCAUUUGAGUGGAAGCCAAGUGUGUUCUACCAGCGGGCGAAGAACGGCACUGUGCUCCUCCGCUACGGUAUAGACAUCGGUGUGGUGAAGACCUUGGCCCAGGUGCUUAACUUCACCAUUCAGUUUGUGGAACCUCCUGAAGGACAACACUGGGGCUAUGAAGUCAAUGGUAGCUGGACGGGGAUGGUGGGGAUGUUGUCGAAGAACGAGGUUGAUAUGGGAAUGGUAAACCUCUACGUGUCCAUCGUCCGCACCAGUAUCCUCGACUACAGUGCACCUUAUGACUCAGAGCUGAGCUGCUUCAUGGCGCGGACGGAACCGCCUCUCCCACGCUGGCAGGCCCUGGCUUACCCCUUCCAGGGCAUCACCUGGCUCGCUAUCUUAAUUGGUCUCAUCAUCUCCGGACCCGUCCUCUACCUCUUGGCGCGGGGCAGCGCCGUCUGCGGGGAGGAGAUGAAGAGCCUUCAGUCUCUUAGCUUCAGCUGUUACUACGCUCUGGGUCUUCACUGCUGUGAGGCUCAGGUCACGCUGCCACAGAUGAAGAGCACGAGGGUGUUCAUCAUCUUCCUGUGGCUCUACACCAUCACUAUCACUAUAGCUUACUCCACCAACCUCACCGCCUUCCUCAUGGUGAGCAAGUCUCCUGCCACCAUGGAGACCAUUAAGGAGCUUCACGCCUCCCGGAAGCAGGUGUCAGGCAUGGGCCAGUUCUACAAGGGUGCUCUUGCCUCUGCCAGUGAUCCCGACCUCCAGAGCUUGACGAAGGUGUAUCAGGGCCACAACAACGACGAGCACAUCUUCCCGGGCGUACUGGACGGGAAGGCUGUCUUCCUACAGAACCGAGCCUACAUCGAGUAUGUUGUUGCCACCAAGUUUUUCAGUCGUGGGCAGUCUAGGAUGAGGGUCAUGAAGGAAUGUUUCUCCCCGUACAACAUCGCCUUGGGUCUACAGCGUCACUCACCCAUCAAGAGGAAGUUUGAUCAAGUCAUCGGCUGGAUGCUCAACGCCGGACUCACCAGGCACUUCUUCCUCACUUCCCUCAGACUCUCAGUUCAGAUAUCGAUGCUGAAGAGGGAAGGUGAUGACGAGUCUGCGGUGGCGGAAGACACGGACGUGGUGGAACGGGAGGUGGGCAUUCCUCUCAGUCUAGAUCACCUGCAGGGCAUUUUCUUCGUAAUUGUCAUCGGUUGGGUGGCAUCUCUCCUUCUUUUCCUGCUGGAGAUCUCCCCAGAGAAACAGUAACUCUGAGACCCCCUUAAGAUUGCUACUAUGGAACGCCAACUCGCCUCUAUCCUCCUUUCAUGCUGGAGAUAUAUUGCAGAAUACUCGUAUACAGAUGUCAGGUUAUAUUAUAGUUUAUGACAUUGUUCUUUACGUCGCAAAUUUACGUUGACGCUUAAUGGUACUAUGAUACAAACAAAACAUGAGUUCUUGUAGAUACAUGCACUGGCACACAGGCAUAUAAAUAUUUGUACAUUUGAAGCACACGUAGAUACAAACACAAAUAGCGUACUUGUGCACAUACAUCCAUAACAAACACACACACACACACACACACACACACAUUAAACAGCAGUCAUACAAGCAAAUUCACAUACCACUAUUACCACCACUCUGCUACCACUACCACACUAUUGCUAUCACAACUCCAUACUACUACCACCAAUAUCACUAUACUAUCACCUAGGUAGCUAUCAAAGAGGGAGGUACUACGGCCUAGGAAGAUAUUAGAAGCAUAAUGUGUUGUCUGAUGGUAGACCCUGUUGCCAUAUGUGACCAAGUCCCAGGUUGCUGAUAUGACUUUCUGCCACAUUUACA